GGUUGAAUGGUUUUGUUGCAUGGUCAAAAGAAUAUAAAUGAGAUGGUUGCUGGGAAGAGAUGCAAUAUACCUCGGCCGAAAUACCGUCAGUGAUGGAGGAUAUAUAAUCUAGCUGGCGAUGAUCGAUUUCUUUCUACCCAGUCCGCCUUCAUCUGAUCUGCUCAUCUUCUUUGCGAUCGACGUGGGAUAUGUUUGAACAGUUUUUUGGGCCGGCGCCCUUUGACUCCCUACACCCUACUAACCGUUCCACAUAGCAACGGCAUCCGCUUCUCCAUAACCGACCUUUCGCCCUCCACGGCCCGAUACCUACCCACCAUUUACACCGAUCGCGAAGGCAUAUCACUCUACGAUGCGCAAUACUCCACCGGCGUCAAGGGCCCGAUCCCCCAGGAAGUCAUUGAGGAUGUCAUACGCUCGCUGUUGAAGUUCAAGACAGUCUGCGCCGACUUUGGCGUUCCCGAGACCAACAUCCGCAUCCUCGCGACCGAGGCCACUAGGAGUGCUGUUAAUAGCGAGGGUUUCCGACGCCAGAUUAAGGAUGCGACGUCGUGGGAGGUCGAUAUGCUGCCUAAGGAGGCGGAGGGGAGGGUCGGCGCAAUGGGCGUCGCGAGUAGCUUCAGGGAGGUUGAAGGGUUGGUCAUGGACUUGGGUGGUGGAAGCACUCAAAUAACGUGGAUGAUAUCACGCGCCGACUCCAUCAAAACAAGCCCCAAGGGCAGCAUCAGUUUCCCAUACGGCGCCGCAGCAAUGACGCGCCUUCUAGCCGAUCUCGAACAACCCCACAAGAACAACAGCGGCAGCUCGCAUUCGCCUUUGAAUCUGUUCAAGUCGAAAUCGCCGACCUCUUCGUCCGCAUCAUCAACCCCUGCCGCGCCAUCGACAAAAGAGGAAUUGGAAGAGACAAUGAAAGCCCAAUUCCGCCAAGCCUACGCCGAUCUCCAUCACGACAUGCCCGAGACUUUGCGGCACAAGGCCAAGCACGGCGGUCUGACGUUGUAUCUGUCUGGUGGCGGGUUUAGAGGAUGGGGAUACUUGUUGAUGUCCCAACAUAGGACGCAUCCUUAUCCGAUUCCGAUCAUCAACGGCUUCGCGGCGCAGAAACGCGAGUUUCAGCAGACGAGAGAGAUCAGUGUCGUGGCGGCGGAGGAGAGCGUGUUUCGCAUAUCGAAGCGUCGAGUCGCACAGGUCCCGGCCGUCGCGUUCUUGGUGAACGUUCUUGUUGAUGCAUUGCCUAUGAUUUCGAAUGUGCGGUUCUGCCAGGGCGGCGUGCGGGAGGGGUUCUUCUUUGAUAGCCUCGCGCAGGAGGUUCGGGCGCAGGACCCGCUUACCGCUGCGACGGCGAGUUUCGGGAGUGAGAGUGCAAAAGACAUUGGCGAGAUCUUGUGGAAUGCGAUGCCCGGGGAGAAUAGUCUGGGCAGAGAGAUACCGGCGACGAUCAGUAAAGGAUUGGUCCGGUCCGUGGCGGACUCGAUGUACCUUGGGGGAGUGGUGGGAAACAAAGAGUCACGUGCGGUCGGUGCGUUGUGUGUGCCUAUCACGGGGGUGCUCGCAGGUGUUCAUGGUGUGAGCCAUUCUGAAAGGGCGGUGUUGGCGUUGGCUUUGUGCACGAGAUGGGGCGGCGAUCUACCGCCACCGUAUACUGACCUUGAGAGGCGCUUGAAGGGCUUACUGACGAAUCAGGAGGUUUGGUGGGCGGGAUAUCUUGGUCGAGUGGCCGCCUUGGUUGGCGGAGUGUAUCCUGCUGGACGGAUCAGGGAGAAGAGGUUGGAAUUGAAAGCGUACUGGGCGGACGGGUUGGGAAAGAAAGGGAUGAAUCAGGGCGUGGUGCUUGAGGUGAAAUGCAAACGGGAGGAGGAUAGAGAUGUGCUGACCACCCCCGCUGGGCUGAAUCCGCUUGUCGACGCGGUUGAGAAGCUGGGGAAGAAGAAGAAUAAAGUCGGUGGCGAGCAUGGGUUUGGAGUGCCGGUUGAUGUGAGGAUUGAGAGGGUGUUGCCGUAAGUCAGUCGGAAAAGGGAAGUUGAUGGUGUUUUCAGAAAGUAUUGCAAGUGUUUGCCCUGCUCAUAGAUUACCUGGCGCGAAGGAAAGCGAAGCGUUCAAGUGAGCGAUCAUGUUGAUGUGAGAAGACUCUUUACGAAAUCUGUUGCAGUACUGCUCUCGAGAGCCCUUCGCAAAGGCUGGUGUGAUGGCGUUACUAGUAGCAUCGCAUCCAGCAAUUACCUGAUCGAUGGACUCGAGACAGGUCGUGUAUCCGUUCCAUAGACUACUAGUACUGGAUCCCUCAUAUACUGAGGUAUCAUGGCCAUCACGAUUGGGAGGAGGAUAUCCGCCAACAUCUUGAUCGUCUGCGGCCAGCUUCAAGAGAUUCAGACCGCGGCGAACAAGAGCAGAACUGAGGACAACAU
Molecule: messenger RNA, 2402 nt
Organism: Exophiala xenobiotica
Lineage: Eukaryota; Fungi; Ascomycota; Eurotiomycetes; Chaetothyriales; Herpotrichiellaceae
Exons: 2
Coding region: 562-1998 (478 amino acids)
Biological process (GO): regulation of transcription by RNA polymerase II
Source: RefSeq, a predicted model, not a curated record